This is a messenger RNA of Thrips palmi, 2898 nucleotides long. RefSeq lists its product as uncharacterized. Lineage: Eukaryota; Metazoa; Arthropoda; Insecta; Thysanoptera; Thripidae. The record is from RefSeq and is a predicted model, not a curated record. The transcript is spliced from 6 exons. The coding region runs from base 224 to 1522 and encodes 432 amino acids.
CGGAGGCGCCGCGACGCAGCACGACGCGAGGCUCGUCGGGUCUGCACGCCCCCGCAGCCCGCGCCGACCCCGCAAACACCACAACGUCGGCCAGCCUGGCCUCGCCGCGGCCUACCAUGCCGCUGUAGACAGUAACCCCCCAGCCGGCGCCCUGGAGCAACGACAGAGGAGCACCAGCCUUCCCCCCUCCCUGCAGGACUUGGCCGACGCUCCCCGCCUGGCCAUGACGGACAGCGAGGACGAAGGCUCCCUGGACGACGAGUGCCCCAUCAACGAGGAGUGGCUCGAGGACGUCCUGGGGUGCUACCACCGCCAGCGCUACGCCACCGACCAGCAGCUCUGCGUCAAGGUGGGCGACUUCACGGUCAAGCCGGGGUGCGCGGCGAGCGAGAGCGUGCUGAGCGACAUCGUGGCCGUGGGCGUGGACUACAAGCUGCUGCUGGCGCUCGAGCGCGGCCGCGAGGCUGAGGAGACGUCGCACUCCCUCUCGCUCGUGGUCAAGCUGCUGCCCAGCGACCCCUUCUCUCGCCUCUUCGUCACCGAGGCCCAGUUCGAUCUGCGGGAGAUCAGCUUCUACACCAAGGUGGUGCCCGACCUGGAGGCGCUGGACCCCGACUCGGUGCUGCCCAUCCCGCGCUGCUACUACGCACGCUACGCGCCCGCCACGGACAUCGCGCCGCCAGAGAGCCUGCUGGUGCUGGACAACCUCAAGGCGCAGGGCUACAAGGGCCAGCCCUUCUCGCUUGGCCUCAACCUGCACCAGGCGCGCGCCGCGCUCACCAGCGUGGCCCGCCUGCACGCCCUCACCCUGGUGCUCAAGCUGCGCGACCCGGACUGCCGGCCGCUGUCCGAGCGCUACCCCUUCCUGUUCGCCGCCGAGCGCGCCAGCGAGUCGUACCAGGAGCUGGUGGAGCGGGGCAUGCCGCUGGUGGACGACUUCCUGCGACGCCGGCCCGGCAUGGAGCCCGUGGCGCGCGCCCUGGCCCGCCUGCGGCCGCUCACCAAGUCCCUGAUGACGGAGCUGCUGGCGCCCGUGGGCAGCAUGGCGCUCAUCACGCACACCGACUUCUGGUGCAACAACUUGCUGUUCAAGGACGCGGGCGGCGACCAGGGCGAGCUCACGUGCGCCGUGCUGGACUGGCAGAUGGCCACGUACUCACGGCCCACCAACGACCUGGCGCUGCUGCUGCUCAGCUCCCUGUCCACCGCGCUGCGCCGCGAGAGCGAGACGGACCUGGUGGACACGUACUGGCGCAGCUUCACGUCCACGGCGAGCCGCCUGGGCGUGGACAUCGAGGCCGAGCACGGCUACGACCGCCGCCAGCUCGACGCGGACCUGCAGCGCUCCAAGCUGCUCGCCAUCUUGCUGUGCAUCGGCUCGGUCGAGGUGGCCAUCGGGGACCCCCUGACCGAGCAGCGCCUCCUGGACGUGCUCACCGACCUGCACCAGGACGGCGCCCUCGACGUCCAGAGCGGGGACGCCGUGGAGCCCCUCAGCCCCGUGGAGCAGCCCGACGCCUGAGCGCAUGAGCGAGUGUGUGUGAGAGAGACACGUUGGGAGAGACGCCCCCGCAGCCCCGCGGCGAGAGGCGAAAGGAGGCAAGCGAGGGGCAAAGGCGCGCCAGUGCUGUGUAGUGUUUCGAGUGUGGCGCACCGACGAAAGGGAUGCUCUCUCUCGCCGCCGUCAAAUCCAUUUAUCGUUCCGUUUCCUCGUACGACUCACAAGAAGUAAUAAUUUAUGAUUGUCACUGAGGUUUAACUACUCAGCAGAUGUAAAGGAAACGGCGCAAUGCAGGCGUCACGUUGGGCCAGAUAUUGUAUCACGUUUUUUCUCUUUCAUCGAUUACUCUGACUGACGCCAAUUACUUUAAAUUAUAAAUGAUAUUCUUCGCCAAAGACUUUGCCGCACUGUUUAACCCGACCGAACCCUGCCGAAGUUGAAAAAAAGUAAAACGGUGAAAAAGUUGAAAAGUAAAAGAAUGGCGGCGAGCGCGCUGGCAGAGGCUGGCAGAUGUCGACGGACGACGGACUGGCGGCGGAAGUAUCAUUUCCGAUUUGUGGUCAGAGCGUGGCGGUGCGGGGCGGGGCGGGGCGCGGCGCUCUUGUAGGCGCCCGGGUGUCCGGGUCCACCAUAGGACUGCAGGCGUGCGUACACUGCGCACACUGCCAACAGGCCCGGCACUGCAGAAUGCUGGUCACGCGGAGUGCGAAACUCGAGCAGCACGCCGGCGCGCGCCGCGUCCCGGAACGCUCUCGGAAAGUAGGCCGCACCGCAACGCACCGCAACGCACCGCUCCGACUGCUCUCGCGCCUCGGACCGGGCGGGGCCGGGCGGGGCCACCGGCCGCCCCGCUCGCGCAAGGGAACAACAGCCACCGCGACUCGUCAACAAGCCAGUGCCAUUUGUAUCCCUCUAAAAAUAGGAAUCUCUUUGCGGAGACUCCGCGGGAGCACGCCGCAGUGCCGCACCAGUUUCUUUUUCGGCACCCUGCGCCGCGCCACGCGCACGCCUUGUGAUACGCCCGUCCCGCCGUCCGCGGGGCAAGCCGAGCCGCCGAGGGGCUAGCCAGGCAACGAGCCCCGAGGCUGCGACCGGCACAGCGACUGCACAAAGACUGCUCGCGGACCUCCGCGGUCCGCUUGGGAGGGAAACGCCAGGAGCGAUAUUUUAUCUUGUAAAAGUUAACUAAAGCUUUAUUUAUUUUAAAUGGCCGCGUAAGCACUGUUUUCUUUUUCAUUUUACAAAGUCUUUAAAAUGAUAAAGACGUCCGCACUGUUGUGUUCGGCAUCAUGGCAACAUGCUGGCCUUCCUGUUUUCGGGCCAAACCCACGGACUAACACUGUGUAAAGCGAAACCCCUGUGGAAUUUCGGAAUAAACAGAAAUGUUGCCGAUUGAA